CUCUUUUUCCCUCACACACAAAACCUCUCUCCCUAUCUUCAUUUCCAUAUAUUCAAAUUCAAAAAACCAAAUAAUAAUAAUAAAUAAAUACUAGUAAUAAUAAAUAAUAAAUAUAAUAAUUAGAAAAGAAACGUUACCUGACUUGAGUCUGACCUACCUGAACUUGGUCAUCAGUCUUCCUUCAAUGUCAUCAUCCGCUUCUUGUUAGUUAGGUUUCAUUUUCCGAUCUAACCAUCAUCAUGGGUUGCCUCUUCACUUGUUUCAGAAUCCGCGACGGCGAUAACAACAACAAACGCCACCACCGUAAAACCACCGCCACUUCCACCACCACCACCACCGCCGCCGCCGCCGUGCCUUCUCGUCACAACAAACGCAAUCAGGAUGAUGUGCAGUCUCGAAAUCAGUUGUCUACCUUGUUUCUAUCAGAAGAGGGAGAAGACAAUGUGCGCCAUAAUGGGAGGAAUCUUGAUGAAGGAUCUCAGAGAGAUAACAUGGAGCUUAAAGAUGAGGCAAAGUUUCUAAAAGCUUGUGGUACCAUAGCAGGUACCCCUGGUGAAAUUCGUAAAGCAACGGAGAAACUAAAAGUGUCACCUUCUUCUAAUAAAGAUCCGGGUCCUCCAGAGUUUCGUUCUUGGCUUCUUGAUACAUCUACUCAGAAUGUUCCAAUUGACGUCCAACCAUUCAAUCCACCAACUCCCAAAAAACAUUGUGAAGAAUGGGAAAAAGGAACAGAUUGUUCGGAUCACACACCUAGCAGCUGUAUCUCCAAUGCACACAAUAAUACUCAAUGGGAAUAUCAUGACUCUGCGGAAGGAAGUGGCCAAGGAAGCUAUCAUCCUACCGAUGGGAGUGAAAUGAGUAGGGGUAGGAACAAGUCAGUGCGUUUUGACUGUGAUACUGAUGUUUCUUCCUGUGAGUCAUCGGCUUAUAGUGGAUGGCAUAUGAAGAGAUCAGAGUCACCAAAUCCCACCCCAAUGAAGAUAUCUGAAGUGAUGCAAACUCCUGGGACUGUUUACCCUGCUAAUUUAAAAGACUUGCCAAAUGGUAAGCUAGUUAAAUCCCAGUUUGUGUAUCCAAAUAGCAGCCUAAGUGAGGAUGUCUCUAAGAGCAUGAUACUUGAGGAAGAUGAUUCUGUGCAAGAUUCAAGGAAGCUGAGCGAAUCAACUGAGCAGUCUCAAAAUGCAACUUCGACACCAGAUAAAAAUGAAGCUAUCAUGGAAGAAAGCUUGUCUUCUUGGUUGAAGCCUGCAUCUGUGAUAUUGGAGGAGAGAAGAAAGAAAAUGGAGAUGGGUUAUUAUCAGGUCCGCAAAACUCCUGCUGACAGGCCCAUCAUUGGGAUGGUUGCUGCACACUGGAAUGAAGAGGAAAAUUCUGAUGUUCCUCCCAAGUGGUGGGAUGGCAAUGGCAUACCAAAUUCAACCAACAAAUACAAAGAAGAUCAGAAAGUGAGCUGGCAUGCUACGCCGUUUGAAGAAAGGUUGGAGAAGGCAUUAUCUGAGGAUACUGUCAUCACUCGAAGGAAGGAUAUAUGCGGAAAACCAAUUGCUUUUGAUGAGAAUGAAGAAAGUGAUACUGCACUGUCUCAGUUGAAACCUUCAACUCAUACACAGUCCGUGGUAUCAUUUUGAUAUCUAUAAUUGUCCUUAUCACUCUGUGGUAUAAGAGAUAUAUAUUUCGUGUUUAAGUCCCAAUGCAGUGCUGAAUGGUUGGAACAAGCACAUUACAUUAUUCAAAUUUUGUGAUAAUUAAAUUGCCCACUUGUAUUGUACAUAAUUGUCGAGGAUUGUUGGGUUAAAUAUUGGCCAUUGGGAGAUCGGUCAUUAUUAGUUGAAAAAUUUGAAGUUGUUCAA
This is a messenger RNA of Trifolium pratense (red clover), 1850 nucleotides long. Its product is annotated as protein JASON. The record is from RefSeq and is a predicted model, not a curated record. The coding region runs from base 240 to 1628 and encodes 462 amino acids. Lineage: Eukaryota; Viridiplantae; Streptophyta; Magnoliopsida; Fabales; Fabaceae. The transcript has 7 exons. Gene Ontology annotation, biological process: male meiosis II.